AUUAUUAAAUUAAAUUUUUAAGUAUGAAUAUUGCUAAUAAAAUUGCCAUAAUAACAGGUUCAACGUCGGGAAUCGGUGAGUCUAUUGCACUUAAACUGUGUUCAAUGGGAGUCCAUCCGGUUAUUUGCGGUCGCGAUAAACAACGCAUCGAUUCUGUUGUCCAAAAGUGUCGGUCACUUUGGCCCGAAUGUCGUGUAUUGGGUGUCAAAUGUGAUCUAUUGAUUGAAUCAGAUGUCGAGUGUUUGAUCACUGAAGUUAACAAUCGGUUUGGCGGUCGACUCGAUAUACUGGUCAACAAUGCCGGCGACUUUUAUGUAACCGAUUUCUGUGAGGACGGCAACGGCGGUCAACACAUCGCUGAAUUGGAUCGGGAAAUGAGUUUUCAGCGAAAUGUUCACCGAUUGACACAACUGUCUGUACCGCUGUUGGAGAAAAAUAACGGUUUAAUAAUCAAUAUAUCGAGUAUUGAUGUUUCGGAUCCAUCUACAAUAAUCAGUGCGAUGACAUAUACUACUAUAGAUAUGUUUACACGUUGUUUGGCUCAACAAUUGAUUGACAAAAAUAUAAAUAUAUUUGGGAUUAGAUGUGGAUCGAUAUGUAAGACAAAAAUGUUUGAUCGUUUCGUAUCCGAUGAAAGUCUUAUGAAAUCAAUUGAAGAGUCGAUACCAUUGAGACGUUUAGGCAAACCAUUGGAUAUCGCAGAAACAGUUGCCUAUUUAGCACUGACUACCAGUGCUCAACAAAAGUUAUUGAAUGGUUAUAUAUGGACUGUUAGCGGGGGAUUAAAUCAUGUUUAA
This is a messenger RNA of Oppia nitens, 797 nucleotides long. RefSeq lists its product as uncharacterized. Lineage: Eukaryota; Metazoa; Arthropoda; Arachnida; Sarcoptiformes; Oppiidae. The transcript is spliced from 4 exons. The record is from RefSeq and is a predicted model, not a curated record. Bases 24 to 797 code for a protein of 257 amino acids.